AUGCAUUGGUUGAUUCUGCUGCUGUUCCUUCUGCCGCUCUCCAUCUCCAUCAGGGCCAGGGAGUCCUCCAGCCCCAUCCCCAUUCCCAUUCCCAUCCGCCGGCAGCUGGAACUAGACAGGGAAUUCGAGGUGGAGGUGGAGGAGGAGGAGGAGGAGCCGUUGCGCACUUCGGUGCUGCAGAGCAGCCUUCUCCUGCAGUUCUGCCUGCAGUACCGGCAUAUACCCCGGUUAACCUACUUCACGUGCCGCAAUCCGGAGACCAGCUCUGGGAAUGAAGAGGAGCUGCGUGCGGCAUUCGCUGCCAAGAAUGCGCAGCUGAUUAAGAGCCUCUACCGUAGCCAGCUCUUUGUGCGGAUUGUGCGGCUCGAUGUGCUCCAACAAACGGGAGGCGGCUCUGCCAGCAGCAGCAAUGACCCCAGGCGACCAGGAGCCGGGCCUGGUUUUGGUUUCGGUUUCGGUUUCGCUCAGUCACAGAGCCAGGCCCAAAGCAAUGCCGAGUGGUUGGACAGUGUUCUGUCGGUGGAUGCCCUUAGGCAAAUUGUGGCUGUGGAUCUGGCAUGCGGCGCCCAGAGUCGUCGCUUACUCGAUUUGGCUUCCGCCAAGCGGCUCUACAGCGACAAGUUUCACUGGCUAUUGAUAGAGGAUUUUGCGCUGUUCAACAGGCUGGAAGGAGGAGCUGACGAGCAUCUGCAGCUGCAAGCCAAGCAACUGCAAAGGACCAAGGACGAAGAAGACCUCCGCCUGCCAACUAUCGAGGACUUUAUGGAGGGCCUGAACCUGUACAUGAACACAGAGCUGAUACUGGCCAAGCGACUGUCAGAGGCAGCCAACUAUACGCUAUAUGAUGUGUGGAAUCCCGGCCUGAACUAUGGCGGACGUGUCAGUCGAACGGAAAUUGGCAGCUUCACGCCGUCAGAGGGUGUUCGAUUGCAGACCUGGUAUCGGAGGACAUCGACGGUGCGGCGUCGCAUGAAUAUGCAGCAUGCCCGAGUCCGUUGCAUGGUUGUGGUGACCAACAAGAACAUGACGGGCACUCUGAUGUACUACCUAACGCACACGGUGUCGGGCCACAUCGAUACGAUGAAUCGCUUCAACUUCAAUCUCCUGAUGGCCGUCCGAGACAUGUUCAACUGGACUUUUGUCCUGUCGCGGACCACCUCGUGGGGCUAUGUGAAGAACGGCCGGUUCGAUGGCAUGAUUGGGGCUCUCAUACGCAACGAAACGGACAUCGGUGGGGCGCCGAUAUUCUAUUGGCUGGAGCGGCACAAGUGGAUCGAUGUGGCCGGCCGUAGUUGGUCGAGUCGGCCGUGCUUCAUCUUUCGCCAUCCACGGAACACGCAAAAGGAUCGCAUUGUGUUCCUGCAGCCCUUCACCAACGAUGUCUGGGUCCUGAUUAUGGUCUGUGGCGUGGUGACAGUUUGUAUUCUGUGGCUUCUGACCACCAUUGAGUGGAAACUGGUGCCACACGAUGGUGCAGCGCUGAUCAAACCCAAGGGAGGGGCACCACCACGCCAUCAUCAUCAUGUGCAACAGCAACAGCAACAGCAGGAAUUGGAGGCCACCGUGCGUCCAGUGACCGCUCUGUCCGUGGCAGAGGUGGCAGAUGUGGUAGAUGAUUCGGAAGCACCAAACAAAGUGGAAAACCCCACCACAAUUGAUCCGGUGACCCUCUGGCAGCGCUGCUACCUGAAGCUCAAUAAUUAUGUGAAGGAGCGCAAGGCCAAGCGGCAGGCACCCGAGCGCGUGGGCCUGUUCUUGGAGUCGGUGCUGUUCUUUGUGGGCAUCAUCUGCCAGCAGGGACUGGGCUUCUCCACCAGCUUUGUGUCGGGCCGGUGCAUUGUGAUCACCAGUCUGCUGUUCUCCUUCUGCAUCUAUCAGUUCUAUUCGGCCAGUAUUGUGGGCACCCUGCUCAUGGAGAAGCCGAAAACCAUCAAGACUCUGAGCGAUCUGGUGCACAGCUCUCUGCGAGUGGGCAUGGAGGAUAUACUGUACAAUAGGGACUACUUUUUGAACACCAAAGAUCCAGUUUCCAUGGAGUUGUAUGCAAAGAAGAUCACCAGUGUCCCCACCACCAAAGAGAACGAGGCCGAUGAAGAUGAACCGGCAGAUCCAACACCACCAGCAGCAGCAGCAGGACCUGCUGCUCCUCCAGUAGAUCCAGCCAAAACCUAUCGAGAUAUAGUCCAUAGCCAUGAGACGGGUGCCCAUGCCAAGGAUAACUCGGCCAGCAAUUGGAUGGAUCCUGAAACGGGUUUGUACAGGGUCAAAAAUGAACGCUUUGCCUUUCAUGUGGAUGUGGCGGCUGCCUAUAAGAUCAUUGCGGAGACCUUUAGCGAACAGGAUAUAUGCGAUCUGACGGAAGUCAGUAUGUUUCCCCCGCAGAAGACGGUCUGCAUUAUGCAAAAGAAUUCCCCCAUGAGAAAGGUCAUCUCUUAUGGCCUGCGACGUGUCACAGAGACGGGCAUCCUCACAUAUCACUUCAACGUGUGGCACUCGAGGAAACCGCCGUGUGUGAAGAAAAUCGAAACCUCUGAUUUGCACGUCGAUAUGGACACCGUUAGCUCUGCUCUAUUGAUACUCCUCUUCAGCUAUGGCAUAACCCUCAUGAUUCUGGGCACGGAGAUCCUCUACUCCAAGUGGCACAGGCGCAUCAUAAUAAAGUUCAGUUGAGCGAUACUUGAGAUUUUGUUGAAUA
Molecule: messenger RNA, 2695 nt
Organism: Drosophila persimilis
Lineage: Eukaryota; Metazoa; Arthropoda; Insecta; Diptera; Drosophilidae
Gene: Ir64a
Exons: 8
Coding region: 1-2670 (889 amino acids)
Cellular component (GO): membrane
Molecular function (GO): ligand-gated monoatomic ion channel activity
Source: RefSeq, a predicted model, not a curated record